Messenger RNA from Bradysia coprophila, 1134 nucleotides. RefSeq lists its product as uncharacterized. Lineage: Eukaryota; Metazoa; Arthropoda; Insecta; Diptera; Sciaridae. The record is from RefSeq and is a predicted model, not a curated record.
UAUACAUCCAAUAAAACGGAGAAUAUGAAAAUCAUGAUUGCAUGCACUUUAAAACUUGGAUUUCAAUAUUCGAAAUGGAAAUGCUCCGACAAAACGAAAUCAACAUUUUUUCCAUUACCAUUAAAUGAAUCGGUUUAGUUGAGGAAGUAACAAUCCGUCGAACAGAAGACAGAUAGGUUAAUAAUCAUUAAUUUUUCGUUCACACUGAAUCAACAAUGGAAACAACUCAGGAAAGCGUUGGCAAGAUUCGAAUAUUUUCAGGAUUACACAGAGGAGCAAAUCGACCAAUGUUGUAGCCUUGGACAACUGAAACAGUACAAUCCGAAUGAUGUGAUAUAUGCAAUGGAUAGGGGUCGUUUGAAUAGUGUGUAUUUCGUGUUAAGUGGAAAUUGCACAAUUUUACAAACUUUAAAGUUGAUGUAUACGAAUGUACACCAAACGAGGAAGUACUAUUUGGCUGAUGUUGAAGAUCUGGAUUCACCGGCCCGGUUGUUACUGGAAAAAUUACAUUGUGAAGCCGAUAAAAAGAGAAAGUUCUCGACAAUACCAGCAGGGAAAACGGAAAAGAAAUGGUUGGACACAGCGAAAGCCGACCGAAAAACAACGUGUCGGAAUGAUUCGAACGAAAGUAUGUCGGGAACAAAUGAUCAGUUGCAUAUACCGAAUGUGACGGAAGAGAUGCAAAGCGAAGUAAAAUUUGUUCACGUAGGAACAUUCAGUCCUGGUUCUGUAUUUGGAUUAGGCGAAGAAAUGAUUGACAGAGCCAUAGUUGCUAGAAAUGUGGUUCAAUGCUUAGAAAUUCCUCGCUACCUCCUGUUUCAAAAAACUCAGAAUUUGGGAAACAUCUGGCAGAGACUGAAGAUGUACCUCAAUUCGUCCAUACCAUCGAGACAGCAGUUGUUCGAGGAUUUUAAUAGAACGAAAAAAUGGACAGAAUUCAAAGAGCAUUUGGUCUACGAAAUAUUCAAAGUAAAACCAUCGUGUAACACCACCCGAAUACAUGACAUCCCCGUACUGUUUCGCAUCGAUGCUGGAUUAUAAAUAUUUUUUAUUGCAUUAAAUUUCUCAAUUUUAUGGUUGAAAUAAUGAUUUUUCAUUCGAUUAAUCUGGAGUAACGUUAAUAUAGUUCUCGGU